AUGCCCGUCGCCGUACAAGCUUCAGGACACCCCGGAGGCAUACGGGCCUACUAUCAGGCGAAGAUAGAGUCUGCGGAGCUGGACAUCAACCAGAAGACACAGAACCUACGACGGUUAGAGGCGCAACGGAACGCGCUCAACGCUCGAGUUCGGCUUCUGCGCGAGGAGCUUCAGCUCCUGCAUGAGCCAGGUAGUUAUGUGGGCGAGGUGGUCAAGGUUAUGGGAAAGAACAAAGUCCUCGUAAAAGUGCAGCCCGAGGGCAAAUACAUUGUUGACUUUGAUUCUGAGAUCGACGUCGCCUCACUGAAGGCGACUCUGCGCGUUGCUCUUCGCUCGGAUUCCUAUACCAUUCACAAGAUUCUCCCUAACAAGGUCGACCCUCUCGUAUCUCUCAUGAUGGUGGAGAAGGUUCCCGACAGCACAUACGAGAUGGUUGGCGGUCUCGACAAACAAAUCAAGGAAAUUAAAGAAGUCAUCGAGCUGCCUGUAAAGCACCCAGAGCUCUUCGAGUCGCUCGGUAUUGCACAACCAAAAGGUGUAUUGCUAUAUGGACCCCCAGGAACGGGGAAGACAUUGCUUGCACGUGCUGUGGCACAUCACACAGACUGCAAGUUCAUUCGAGUGUCGGGUUCGGAACUUGUGCAGAAGUAUAUUGGUGAGGGUAGUCGCAUGGUUCGGGAGCUUUUCGUGAUGGCAAGAGAACACGCGCCGAGUAUCAUAUUCAUGGAUGAGAUUGAUUCCAUCGGCAGUUCAAGAGGGGAAAGUGGCUCUGGUGGUGGUGAUUCCGAGGUGCAGCGGACGAUGCUAGAGCUUCUCAACCAACUCGACGGUUUUGAACCGACGAAGAACAUUAAAGUCAUCAUGGCAACAAACCGCAUAGACAUUCUGGAUUCCGCGCUACUCCGACCGGGUCGCAUCGAUCGAAAGAUUGAAUUCCCUCCGCCGGGUCCAGAGGCCAGAGUCGCCAUUUUAAGAAUUCAUUCUCGCAAGAUGUCGUUGCAACGGGGAAUCAAUCUACGCGCUCUUGCAGAGAAGAUGGGUCAGUGUUCGGGCGCGGAGGUUCGUGGUAUUUGCACCGAAGCCGGGAUGUAUGCGCUGCGAGAACGGCGACAGCACGUUACACAGGAGGAUUUCGAGUUUGCUGUCGCGAAGCAACUGGCUCCUGCACGCUCGAAGGAUGCCAAUGCAAUCACGACGUACACAUUUGCAGGCCAUGUGGCGUGGUCUGUUACAGCAUCCGUGUUUAUCAAGCUCAUCUCUCAGGGCAGCGACAUCGAGGUGUUCAAUCUGGUCGCGGCACACUCCUUCACUGUUCUGUUUGCGUUAUCAACCUGUCUGCACAUGAUUGGGAACCCCAUAUUCGGGGCCAGCGCCACAGCAGGAAAGCGAUACAAGGGGGCAUUCCCGCCGAAGUUGAGCCUGAAGAGGCAGUUACAAGGCCUGGCGGUGUUAUGUGUAACAGUUGUCAUAUCGGUGUUCCGAAGGCAAACCGCAUUUGACGAGGCUGAGAAGGACAAACAUGGUGUUGUCGUCUCGCAUGGUCAGGAAGGUAUAGAUUUCGGCAUUGUGGAGGUUCCAAAUGCGGAACGGGGGGUGGACAUACUAUUGGAUAUCAGGAACACGGUGCCACUCUCGAAAAUCAGGCUUGUUGAGGCUAAGCUGUCUUCACAGCCUCGCCGUGGGGUAUCUCCUUUCUCAGCAACUCUUGACAUCAACCGGGACGUGGUGUCUGGACGCGUGAUUCAUGUCUGCGUCACGUUCCGGCACAACAAUCGAGGGCGUUACCAGAAUCGCAUUGAGCUCGUGUUUGAAGAUAUAAACCUUCAGCAGCUUUUCGUCAUUGUUCGCUCAAUUACUGCUAUUGUCGGUAGUCAAGCCGAUUACGAUAAGCUGAAGCCUACGGCUCCAUAUGUUCCGCGGAAGCGGACAGCUAGAAAUCAAGAAAAGGAAAUCAUACCAGGAGUACCACCACCUGCUCUCAAAGCUAUUCCAUAUGUUGUGAAGUUGCCGAUAGCAGGGAUUCCGCCAAGGAUUGUCACCGCACUCACGCAAAAGUCGCUAUCUCAAAUCGUCAAUUUCUUUCGAAAUUCUAUUCUACCGCUUACACUGGACAGUUCGACGCAUGGCCGGCAUUUCAAAACUCUCCUGUGGGUAGAAGAGCAUCGCAUGGAACAUGACUUACAGGUAUAUGAUAUCCUUGACGCGAGCCUAACUCGCCACAAUCAAUACUAUUAUCUUACUGUCCCGGGAUUAGCGGAGAAGCGCCCGAGCGUCUUAACGGGCGAUAUAAUUCUGGUGCAGCCGCAUGGGGCCGAUCGAGGCCGAUGGUUUGAAGGACAUGUGCAUGUUGUGCGCAAAGAAGAGGUUGGACUUUGCUUCCACGGAUCAUUUAGUUACAAAACUGGCCAGCUAUACAGUGUCCGUUUCAGACUAAACAGAAUCCCCUUACGGCGUCAGCACCAGGCGUUAGACACUGCAUAUACUCCGGACAGAUUGCUCUUCCCUACUCAGGAACAUCUUGCGUUGAUGAUGGCGCCCGUAUCCUCUGAAGAUGUCCGCCCAUUCAUUCUUAAUCGACUCAUUCUAACAAACCUGGCUCAACUGGAAGCGGUUACUUCAAUUACCCAUUUGGCUCCGGGAUCUCCGCCGUUCGUAGUUUUUGGUCCGCCAGGUACUGGAAAGACGAUUACGAUUGUGGAAGGAAUUCGACAGCUAUUGCGUACAAAUCCACGAGCUCGCAUUUUGGCUUGCGCACCCAGCAAUAGCGCUGCGGACCUCAUCGCCACUCGUCUUGGCUCAUUGAGCCCUGUCGAGAUGUUCAGAUUCUAUGCGCCGUGCAGGUAUGAGAAUCAGAUUCCGGACUCACUCCUCCCUUAUACGUAUAAAUCGACAACAUCGUCGCACUUCUCGGUACCUCCACUCGCAGUCCUGAAACGAUACCGUGUCAUUGUGUCCACAUGCGUUUCUGCUUCAUUCGCGCACGGAAUCGGAAUGCCUCGCGGUCACUUCACCCAUGUAUUUGUCGAUGAAGCAGGCCAGGCCACCGAACCCGAAGUGAUGAUAGCGUUGAGGACCAUGGCUGACCAUCAGACUAACGUUGUAUUGUCUGGAGAUCCGAAGCAAUUGGGUCCAAUCAUUCGCUCAACCGUUGCAAGAGAAUUGGGGUUCGAAACCAGCUUCAUAGAACGACUCAUGGAGCGAGAAGCCUAUGACACGCUAACAUAUCAUGGUAUCUCGGUCGUCAAACUUGUCCAAAAUUUCAGAUCGCAUCGCGCCAUCUUAUCCUUCCCCAACGAAAAAUUUUACCGGAAUGAGCUGCGCCCAUGUGGUACCCCGAACGUCAUCAAUUUCUUCUUAGGAUCUCCCAUUCUUGUGAAUAAAAAAUUCCCCAUCGUCGUUCAUGCUAUAUCUGGUAAAGAUGAUCGCGAGGCAUCAUCGCCCUCCUUUUUCAAUGCCGAUGAAGCCAUCCAAGUAAAGGCUUAUGUAGAAGCCCUCCGCUCCGAUCGACGAUUCCGUAUCACUGAUGACGAUAUUGGAAUUAUUGCACCCUACCAUGCACAAUGCCAGAAAAUUCGAGCGGUGCUAAGGGGAGUCGCGGAUGGAAUUAAGGUAGGAAGCGUCGAAGAAUUCCAAGGACAGGAACGGCUUGUGAUUAUUAUCUCGACCGUCCGCUCCACUCAAGAAUUUGUCGAGUACGACCUCAAGCACACGCUUGGAUUUGUUGCCAGUCCUCGCAGAUUCAAUGUCGCUGUCACCCGUGCCAAGGCCCUUCUUAUCGUCGUCGGUGAUCCUGAGGUACUCGCGCUGGACCCGCUUUGGCGCUCCUUCCUCAACUACAUCUACGAUAAUGGAGGGUGGACUGGUAAUGAGCCCACGUGGGACACAAACGCCGCCGUAAGUAUCAACGGGGGGUAUGAUCACGAACGUCAAGACUCGGCGCUGGGCGACAUGAAUGAGUUCGCCCGUCGGAUGGAGCUGCUUACAAUCAGCGGAAUUUCGAAUACCGUUCCAGAUGACGGAGAUGACGAUGUGGAUAUCAAUGUCGACAGACCUUGGAGGGAAGUUGAGUAG
Fibroporia radiculosa is the source of this 4071-nucleotide messenger RNA. RefSeq lists its product as uncharacterized. Gene Ontology annotation, biological process: proteasome-mediated ubiquitin-dependent protein catabolic process. The record is from RefSeq and is a predicted model, not a curated record. Bases 1 to 4071 code for a protein of 1356 amino acids. Gene Ontology annotation, cellular component: proteasome regulatory particle, base subcomplex. Gene Ontology annotation, molecular function: ATP binding; 5'-3' RNA helicase activity; RNA binding. Lineage: Eukaryota; Fungi; Basidiomycota; Agaricomycetes; Polyporales; Fibroporiaceae. The transcript is spliced from 17 exons.